CAGGUGUGCUUAACUGGAGCAGCACGUGACCCACAAUGGCGUCACUGGAGAGUGCCCAUUCUCCAUAAUAACUGAAAGACUUUUAAAAGAUUAGGAAAUAACAAUGAUUUACACAGCUGUGAAGCUGAACGUGGUCCUUGUGCUGCUCAUGGGACUCGAUUGCGGACACUGUGAUAAUGGCCUCUGCAGUCUGCAGCAUUGUACUAACAACGAUACAUGUACUGUCUCCAAAGACCAAAGGAGCUGCAAGUGUGUGCAGGGUUAUUAUGGCGACCGCUGUGACCAAAGUGCACAUAUUCAAGUCAACUGUGAAAGAGACUCCAUCAGUAUCAGAGCUUUAGAAAGUUACUUCACUUACCACAAAGUGCCCCUAGACUCUUUGCAUUUGCCCAACAAGUUAUGUCGUGCUCAGAAAGAGGUGAUCAAUGGUGUCACAUAUUAUACUGCAAAGGUAUUUAAAGACGAUUACCUAUUGUGCGGAGGCAAACCACUGGAGAAAAACAUUACUCAUAUUGCUUAUUCGUUAAGUUUGAUGUCAAACCCACGGAUUACUGGAAACAUUAUCAGAGAACCUGCCGUUAAACUUGACUACAAAUGUGUCUUUCCAUACAUCAGAACAGUCAGCCUGAAAUACCCCGUCAUCCCAUUUUUCAGUGAAAUUGUGGUGCGAGUGGACGAAGUUGAUGCCAAAAUCCAGAUGAUGCUAUAUACAGACCACUCUUACAGUAAAGCCUACGCCUAUGCCCCCACUUUUGAACUGGGCGAUAAGGUGUAUGUGGCAGUGACGGUGACUGAACCUGCGGAAUUCUUCCUCCUUCGAGUGAAUGAGUGUUGGGCCACACAGAGUCCCCAGCCAAACUCCACAGAUGGCUCUGUUCAUACACUCCUCCUGAACGGAUGUGUUGAAGAUGACACUGUUACUUUUCUUAAUGAGAGCAACUCAAACUUUGGGAAUGGUGCGAACUCCACUGUUCGCUACAGCUUUCAAAUGUUCCAGUUUGCUACAGAGCCCUAUGAUAUUUAUCUGCACUGUGCUGUUCAGCUUUGUGAACCAGAGGAUCGCAGGACCUGCAUACCAAAUUGCAACUCCAUAAGCAAAAGGGAAGCAGUCAUGGCUGAUUGGCCUCAUAGCCUGCUGUCGUAUGGCCCAAUCAAGCUGGAUGUGUCAGAAAAACCUCAGUCCAACAUACUAACAACAGUGGUGCUGCCUGUAGCUGGAGUUUGGAUUACUGGGUUUUUUCUUGUCAUUGUCAUCCUGGUGGCAAAGGCAGGCAAUCGGAGGGCAGCUCAAGCAUUCAACUGACAAUGACAACUGUCAAUAUGAAUAAAAGUAAAUAUGACAAAGAUGAAAA
Molecule: messenger RNA, 1352 nt
Organism: Periophthalmus magnuspinnatus
Lineage: Eukaryota; Metazoa; Chordata; Actinopteri; Gobiiformes; Gobiidae
Gene: zpd
Product: zona pellucida glycoprotein d
Exons: 10
Coding region: 104-1303 (399 amino acids)
Biological process (GO): neutrophil migration
Cellular component (GO): apical plasma membrane; cell surface
Source: RefSeq, a predicted model, not a curated record